AUGGAGAUCGAAAGUGCAAAUUGUAAAAGUAAAGUGUCGGAUUGUAUAGAUAUAGUGGAUUUAGAUCAGCUAUCAAUUGAAAGACCACUCAAGAUCGAUGUGGAAAUAACCGGUCUCGAGAUGCUCGUACAAGAGCUACACAGGGUGUUCUCAUACAGCCACGUAAAUAUACAGGAUGUGCAGAAACUUAUGCUCGGGUACAAGUCAGAUCCGAAGGACUGGAAAAAAUAUGCUAAAUACGAUCGUUUUCGUUACACCCGCAAUCUGGUGGACGAAGGGAAUGGUGCUUUCAACAUAAUGAUCCUCUGUUGGGGUCCAGGACAUGCGUCUGCUAUUCACGACCACGCAGACUCCCACUGCUUCAUGAAACUGCUGAGUGGCAGCUUAGAAGAAGUCAGAUAUGACUGGCCAGACAAUGUCGAACCGGAAGUCAUGAAAAAGCUGAAGAAGAAAUCGUGCCGCAGAUGCUGUUCCGAAAGCGAAAACCUUAGAAACAUGGAAAAUCUAAGUCUGGAUGCCUCCGAUACUUGUAAUAACGGCAACACGUCAAUCGAACAUACCUGUCAAGACGCGCCUGACAGCUGUCAUGCUAGUGAAAGUGACAGAUGUCAAAAUGGAGGUGAAAACGGGAACUGUCAAGACGACGACGAGUACAGUGAGCACUAUGAUAUACGGAGUAUGAAAGAAAUCGGUAGAACGCGACUAGAAGUUAACGAUGUCUGUUACAUAAAUGAUGCUCUUGGUCUGCACAGAAUGGAAAACCCAUCGUACGUAGAUGGAGCUGUAUCCUUGCACCUGUACUGUCCUCCGUUUAACAGCUGUCGCGUGUUCGAUGCCAGAACCGGUAAACCCACCGAAGUGAAAGUCACCUUCUGGUCUAUGUACGGCAAGAAGAUCAAAAGGGUUAUGGAGGCUAGUGACUUUGUUGACGGCCAGCAGUAA
Molecule: messenger RNA, 942 nt
Organism: Leptosia nina
Lineage: Eukaryota; Metazoa; Arthropoda; Insecta; Lepidoptera; Pieridae
Source: the annotation of a GenBank genome assembly